Messenger RNA from Beta vulgaris subsp. vulgaris (sugar beet), 909 nucleotides. RefSeq lists its product as uncharacterized. The record is from RefSeq and is a predicted model, not a curated record. The transcript is spliced from 3 exons. The coding region runs from base 1 to 909 and encodes 302 amino acids. NCBI's taxonomy places the organism in Eukaryota, Viridiplantae, Streptophyta, Magnoliopsida, Caryophyllales, Amaranthaceae.
AUGGCGGAGGUGCAUAAGGAUACGAGUGCGGAACACACUACCGAGGAUGAGUGUUACGAUCAUAGAAAGGAACAGCGGCAAUUGAUUAUGGCUCGCCGUGAAGAAAAAGGUUUACAAAAGCCAAGUAAGAACUUGGACACGAAAAAGAGGAAAGGAAGGGGACCUACAAAGUCACUAGGGAAACACACCCUAAUGACUUUGGAUUACGAUGAUUUGGGGCAACCUUGUGGAAAGUGGCGUCAAAAGUAUGCCAUGCAAGUUGGUAUUUGCAUGCAUAAGCUCUCCAUUCUCCACUCAUGGAAAGAGGUCCCCGAGACUUUGAAGAAGAUGAUUUGGGAAGAUACUAUGAAUCAAUUCAAUAUUCCAAAUGAUGAAGCGAAGAAGGAUUUGUUUCUAUCCGCGGUUGCCCAGAGGUUCCGAGACUUCAAGGCCAAGCUAGUGUCGGGGUGGAUCACGAAGAGGAGAAAAGUCGGGGGAACAAAGAAGAAGAAGAUCUACGACGAGGGAGCAACACCUUAUUCUGAGGCUUCACAGGGCACAUCAUUUGAGGACCCCUCCAAGCUUCCAUAUCAGAUAUGGAGGCAUAUCACAGUCGAGGAGUGGUAUGCAUUUGUCAAACAAAAAACAACCCCAGAAGCUAUUGCAUAUGGUUCUAAAAAUAGCGCGAAUGCAAAAGCUAGGAAGCACUAUCACCAUCUGGGUGCUCAGUCGUAUGGUCAGGCGAGAGAAUCGUGGAUGUACAACCAUUACCCCACGAUUGCGUCGACCACGACAUUGGGCACUAGCUCUACGACGACAGUUGCACAGCGGCAACCAGAUAGAGCGCUCGAUUGGUGGUGUUCCAUGCAUGGGGUUGAUGCAAAGGGACAGAGAGUCAUACCUGAUCCCGCAACCAAAGCAGAUAGCUAA